Messenger RNA from Vicia villosa (hairy vetch), 1128 nucleotides. Its product is annotated as F-box/kelch-repeat protein At3g23880-like. Lineage: Eukaryota; Viridiplantae; Streptophyta; Magnoliopsida; Fabales; Fabaceae. The coding region runs from base 1 to 1128 and encodes 375 amino acids. Gene Ontology annotation, molecular function: protein binding. The transcript has a single exon. The record is from RefSeq and is a predicted model, not a curated record.
AUGACGGCCAGAAGAAAGAAACAAUCUGAACCAACUUUAACAUCAUUGCAUCUUCCAAUUGAUCUGGUGGAAGAAAUACUGUGUAGAAUCUCCGUGAAACACCUCAUUCGACUCUGUUGCGUAUGCAAGUCAUGGAAUUCUCUUAUCUUCAGAGAUUCCGAGUUAGCCAAAAAGCACCUUCGCAAGUCAAUGUCAACCUCCAGCCACGACCGCCACCACCUCAUCCUAACCCCUAAUUCUCCUUCACCUGACUUUCUUCUUUUUCAUUCCCCAAUCUCCUCUAUCUUUACCUCUGCUACUACUACUGUCAAACACUUCCACUACUCUAUUACAGAAACUCUUAACCAAGGAAGAUAUGGUAAUAGAGUCUCCACUUGUGACGGCAUUGUAUGUUUUAAGAUGGAUAAUUCUUCGGUUGUGUUGUGUAACCCUUUCAUUCGAAAAUUCAAAAUAUUGCCUCCUUUAAAAUAUCCAGACCAAAGUUAUUUUGAAAUAUAUUAUACUUUGGUGCAUGAUUGUUUCAUUAAUAAUUAUAAGAUUAUUGCUGUUAAUUCGACACGUAAUAGCAAAAUAAAAGUCAACGUUCAUAUUUUGGGUACAAAUUAUUGGCGAAGGAUUCAGGACUUCCCAGGUACUGACCUCAUUCUCGUGUCUAGAUUGGGAACAUUUGUUAAUCACUCUCUUAAUUGGUUGGUAUAUACUGCUGCACCGUUCAUUGUUUCUCUUGAUUUAGAAAAAGAGUCUUAUCAAAAGCUUGCACUGCCGGUCUUUGAUGAUUUUACCUCUUUUUUUACCAUAGGGACAUUGAGGGAUUGUUUGUCUCUCCUUUUUUACAGGUGGGUCGAGUUUUGUGAUGUUUGGAUUAUGAAAGAAUAUGGUAAUGAAAAGUCUUGGACUAAAUUUUUAACUGUUCCUCACAUGAAUGAAUGUCAUUUUUAUGGCUAUACCAAAGCAUUAUAUAUUUCAGAGGAUGACAAAGUGCUGAUGGAGUGUACGAAGAUGGGAAUAAAUAGUUUGGUUGUUUAUGAUUCCAUAAAUAAUAAUUUCAAGAUUCCUAAAUUUCAAUACGACAACGAGGGUGACAUGACAUCAGAAGUAUAUGUUGAGAGUUUGGUAUCACCUUGUUAG